ACAGAAAAAAAAGCGCACUUCAGAUCCCUCAGUUCUCACGCGGGGAAGAGAUUCUCAUCCCGACAGAUUCGAUCGAUCCCUCUACACUCCGGCUUUAUUAUUCCCGCAGCUCAACCAGAAAGUGAUUGCAGACACAAUUCCGCAUGGCUCGUGGCAUUCCUUCAUCCCCUAGGAGAAGCCAUCGUGGCGGCUACCACAAGAGCAAGAAGGUCGUCGAGGAGGACGAUGGCGGCCAAACACGCUGCGUGUGCAAUCAGCAACAUCAUGAGGGUGUUAUGAUCCAAUGCGAGACCUGCAAGGUGUGGCAGCACUGUCCCUGUGUGGGACUGGGCGACGGCGAAGUGACUCCGGACAAGUAUUACUGCGACUCUUGCCGCCCCGAGAACCAUCCGUACAGGGUCCAAGACGGCCAGCUAAUCUCAACUCCGGCUGCAACUGGUCCGAAAGCAAAGUCGUCCAAAAAGAGAAGUACCAUGAACUCUAAAGACGCCUUGUUCUCAGCAGACUCCGCAACAACACAUUCUCACCACAGCAAGAACAAGAGCGAAGAGGACACGAAUGUCUCUGCAAGCAAACGAAGCAAUGACACCGACGAUGAUAGCAUAAACACUACCAACAAGUCCAAUGGCCAUACACGAUCUUCGAAACGUCGGAGGAAGAAUGUGAGCAACAUUGACGACAGCGAAGAUACGAACGAGGAUGCCACCCAUGGGUUGAAUGGAUAUCAUCAUGAUGAUCAAAGUUCGGAGGCAACAGACAAGGACUCGGAGACACCAUUAAACUCCACAGCCGCCUCAUUAAAGAGAGUAACAAAGGGUAAGGGCUCUUCAAAGUCCAAGAAAGCGGGUUCUACCAAACCGUCGAUAGCUCAUUCCCCGCCAGACUCACCUCAAGCCAAGGACGAGGAGUCGAGCCAUCCUAACGACGAGCAAGGCGCAGAGCCGUCUCGAGCACCUUCCCCACAGCAGGCACAUCCUGCUGGCCGACGGACCGGUGGGAAGAAGAACAGUCGCCCCUCGGAGGAUGAACCCAUUGCGGACAACAGAUCCACCGUCAGCGCAUCAAGCAAGAGGAGAAAGCUAGCCAAAUCAGAGACACCCUCACCAGAGGCAUCCUCGUCUGCUGUCGAUCACGACAAUGAACCGCAUCGAGCGGUUGGUAAUGAAUCCAUUGCGGACUCGCAUGAUGCCUCCGCGAAUUCUGUGCCUGGUUCCGGCAAUAGCGUCACCAAUAACGGCUGUAUUAAUAACGAUACAGCAUUGUCAUCACCAACUACGGCGACGAACAAGAGGACAGGUUCUCGCAAGAAUGCCGGCCAUUACCACCAUCACUAUAAGGCCAAUUCGGACUCUCCUACGCCCUCUGGUACUCCACAGCCGAUGCAGCCAGCCCCGCCAGCCAAGGUUAAAUACCCAUCUACCAGAAUGUCGUUCAAGGACAUGAACAAGCGGGCACAAAAUCUCCUGGACUAUAUCAGCCGGGUACAAGUAGAGAUGGUGGAACUGAAGAUCAAAAACAGUAAUCACAGCUCAGUCUCGCCCACUGCCGAUGCUGUCGCAACACCUCGGCAGGCUGGACUCCAGGUGCAAUUGCAUGAGCAGGCUACAGGAUCGACUGAAACUCCAGAUACGCAUUGGUUGUCAACGCCACCACAAUCUGUGCAUGAGCUAUCACACGGUGAUUUCUUGGAGCAGAAAGCCCAAUUGAAGCAGGUUGACCUGCCUUGCUCAUCAUCGAGUACUGGUACGGGAUCUGAGAAAAGCAAAGCACCCAUGACACCGCCACACCAACUGAAUGGUUAUGGCAGUGGCGAUUCCAUGGAAUCGACCGUCGAGUCCCACAUUGGUUGUAAUGGGGCUCAAUUGGGUCUUGCUAUCAUGCCGGUGACCAGCCUGGAUCUGAUGGACAAGCUGUCGGGAGAUUUGGUCCGUUUCCAGGAGAGGUUUGGACACUAUGUGGAGUAACAUGACCGCUGUCAGGAGGGUCCUAAGAGGAAGGCCAAGGCACCGAUAUACAGUUCUAUCUAUUCAGUGUACAACGAGAGAGCACCAUACCUACCGCUUUUAUUUUUUCAUCCUUAUUGUUUUUUUUCUUUCGAGGCCGAUCAUUAUCUUGUUCCCGCUGUUGCUGCUUGCGGUCUAUUUUGCUU
Molecule: messenger RNA, 2149 nt
Organism: Gamsiella multidivaricata
Lineage: Eukaryota; Fungi; Mortierellomycota; Mortierellomycetes; Mortierellales; Mortierellaceae
Exons: 6
Coding region: 144-1964 (606 amino acids)
Biological process (GO): negative regulation of rDNA heterochromatin formation; negative regulation of silent mating-type cassette heterochromatin formation
Cellular component (GO): Rpd3L complex; Rpd3L-Expanded complex
Source: RefSeq, a predicted model, not a curated record